Messenger RNA from Rhizophagus irregularis DAOM 181602=DAOM 197198, 489 nucleotides. The record is from RefSeq and is a predicted model, not a curated record. NCBI's taxonomy places the organism in Eukaryota, Fungi, Glomeromycota, Glomeromycetes, Glomerales, Glomeraceae.
AAAAAAAAAAAAAAAAAAUCUAUAAAUCGUACAUAACAUAAAUCAAUACGAUAUAAAUCAGCAUCAUAUCAAAUCCGCUUUGAUAAUUAGACUCUUUAUCCGCAGUUACUUUCAGCAAAUAUGGAGAUGAUCUGACAUUUGUCAUCGUAAUGCCGUAAUGCCACCAAAGUAUCUAAUUUUGGUAAUUAUUGUUCAUAUGUUCAUAUGUAUCAGGGAUUCAGGGGAUUCAGGGGAAUCUAAGAUAUCAAUUUUUAAUUCAGUCGUUGAAUCAAAGAUCAAAAAUUGUUAUGUGGCUUAUAUCCAUAUUGACAAAAAAUUGAUUACUCAAAGUAGUAAUUAUCAUUUAUUCAUUUACAUUUACAUGCAUUAAUUAUAUAAUACUCCCUAAAAAAAAAAAAUAAUAAUAACGAUUAGCACGGGAAUAUUUUGGUAUAAUAUCAUAUUUUACUUGUAUGAUUUUCACGAUAGAAAUAUGCAGUACGCUUGAUU